AUGACGAGUUCGACAAGAAGGCCAGCACGAGCGCUUUUCGCAACCGGCAGCAAAGAUUCCGACCUUGUUGUGCAGCUGGACAAGGAGAAAGAAAAGCAAACGGAUCUUACGGCGCAGAUCCACGAAGCAAGUCCCGAAAAGGACCCACCGGAUCCACUUCCAAAGACGCAAAAGAAACCGGACGAGAAGACCGUGGAGCCAGAGGUCUUGCCCACACCGCUGGAGGCCCGAAGUCAGCCCGAUUCCGAGAACAGGCUUCAUUCGCCGAAGAUCGGAGACCGCAUCAUGGUGCUGAAAGAAGCAUGGCUGGCACUCGUACUUCAGAAAAUCAAGACCAUGGAGGUCCGAGGUGCGCCAGCAGAGCCAGGUCCUAUUUGGCUAGCUUGCGCCGGGUCGAUCUAUGGAUCCGCCAAGAUCACGUCCUGCACCCCACUAUCUGCGGAAGAAUUCCAAACCGCCCGGCAUCAACACCGUCACUUGGGAGAUGAGCUGCCGUUCGCCAAUACGUUUGGACUCUGCUUGGACGACAUCCAACAACUGCCGAACCCCAUGAAGCACUACCGGCCGCCGACACAAGUCCCGCGCGCCACUUCGGAAAUUGGCCGGGCGCCUUACAAGGACACAAUGCCAGCAAAAUCAUCGAGAGCAUCGGGUUCACGAGCUGACAAUGCAUCCGCAUUCAAGACGUUGAAGAACCCGGUGACAUGGCACAUGAAAGAGCUGAACGACGGCACGCCGGUACCGAAGGUCUGGUCCCAGCUACGCUGGGGCUCCUGGACCGACGAUGCACAAGCCAAGUGGGAAGGAUUCGUGGGAUUCGUGGCCGAGACAAAGCGCGACGCACAGUUGUCCAGCGUGCGAAUCCCAAAUCUACGCCGCAGCCUCGCCGCAGCAAUCAAAGCGUAUCUGGUGUCAUUGCUCCGCUUCGGCACCACGUUAGCGCCAACAACCGUGGUAAAAGUCGAACUGCAGGGCGAGAAAAUCACCGUGACGGUCUCUCAAGGAUGUUUCGAAGCGAAGAAAGGCCCGAUGAAACGCAGGAAACAUGCAAUCAAGUCCGAGAAGUGA
This is a messenger RNA of Symbiodinium sp. CCMP2592, 1068 nucleotides long. NCBI's taxonomy places the organism in Eukaryota, Dinophyceae, Suessiales, Symbiodiniaceae. The record is from the annotation of a GenBank genome assembly.